UAGUCAAGGGGGUAAAGUUGGUCAUUUGUUCCCUUAAAAAUUGGACCUUCCAACGUUGAAGUUGCUUUAGUCAACUCUUUCUUCCAUUUUCCUUUAUCAAUGGAAGCUCCUGAGUUGUUGAAGCAGAAGUUGCCUCAUGAUGCUCGUACUCAUGAUGCUCGUACUGAUGGCGACAUCUCGUUGAUACUUGAGCUUCCUGAAAAUGACAAGUUCUUCAAGAAAAAGAAGAAAUUGCUGGAAGAAAUGGGUUCUCAUGCAAAACCUGUAUACAUACAGAGCUCUGCAAGUCCCGUUGAACUGAAGUCUUCCUUAAAUUUGAUGCAUCAGAGUUCUAGAAUCAUAAACUUAGAUGAGCUGGAACUCUAUUUUGGUGGAGAAGAUGUCACCGAUCUGUUAGAGUUUAAUAGUCCAAGGAAUGAGAUGGAAGCUUUGAAUUCAAUUCUCACAGCCAUUGCGAAGUUGGGUGGAGAACAUUCUGCAUCAACUGCAUUGCAAGAAUUACGGGUUGCAACUGUCAAUGUGAUCUCUGAGGUGGCAAAGAACUUCAAAGAGGAGAGAAAAGUUGUUACUGAAUCUAGCUGCGAGCAAGAGAAAUGUUUACAACAGUGGGGUGAGGACGAAGGUGUGAAGUCACAAUUGGAGAUAUCUUAUUUUGAGGGAGCGGGAAGGGGAGCUGUUGCAAGACAAGACAUGAGAAUUGGAGAUAUAGCCAUGGAGAUCCCUUUAUCCAUUGUCAUUUCAGAGAAUCUUGUGCAUGCGUCUCAGAUGCACUCCAUUUUGGGAGAAGUCGAGGGUAUGUCAGCAGAAACAAUGUUAUUGUUGUGGAGCAUGAAGGAGAAGCACAAUCCUGAUUCCAAAUUUAAGUUGUACUUUGAUACACUGCCAGAGAAAUUUAAAACAGGUUUGAGUUUUGGGAUUGAAGCUAUAAUGUCCUUAGACGGAACCUUGCUGUUAGAAGAGAUUGUCCAAGCAAAAGAGCACUUGCGUGCACAGUAUGAUGAAUUAUUUCCAGCCCUAUGCAAUGAUCACCCGGAUGUAUUUCCUCCAGAGCUGUACACCUGGGAGCAGUUCUUAUGGGCUUGUGAACUUUGGUACUCUAAUAGCAUGAAAAUUAUGUUUAAUGACGGAAAACUAAGGACCUGCUUGGUUCCGAUUGCAGGGUUUCUUAAUCACUCGAGUUGUCCGCACAUAGUGCACUAUGGAAAAGUAGAUUUCACGACGAAUUCUAUUAAAUUUCCUUUGUCAAGACCGUGCAAUGCAGGAGAGCAAUGUUUUCUUGGCUAUGGGAACUUCAGUAGUUCUCAUUUACUGACGUUCUAUGGCUUUCUCCCACAACUAGACAACUACUACGAUGUGAUUCCUCUAGAUAUUGAUGUUGAAAGUAAUGAAGGUUUUGCGGACACUGGCCCUACAUCUGAUUGGACCUCCCAUAUGAUUCGUGGAACCUGGUUCUCAAAGAAUCUUGGCAUCUUCCGUUAUGGUUUACCACCUCCUCUACUGGAUCAUAUGCGUAGAUCUCGGAAUCCUUUUUCGCAAACAAUGAACCUUACACCAGAGAACUUGGAAAUUGAACUCGAAAUACUUAGAGACCUUUGUUCUAUGUUCCAAGAUAUGACGGAUGCACUAGGAGAUGGUCAACUUGAUGACAGGGAAACCACAAGUUGGGAUACAAAGCUUGCACUGGAUUUCAAAUAUUUACAGAGGAGGAUUUUCUCCUCCAUUGUUGCUUCGUGCCAGGCAGGUUGUGAGUUGGUAGAAAGUGAACUGCAAAGAUAUAGAUUGUAGUUUCGUUACGGAAAGGGACAGGCGGUGCUAAGUAUAUGAGGUUUGGCUUCAUAGAGUUUUGUUGUAUACAUCCAUUCUAGUUUCCGCACCAAAGGUCGGACUGAAGCUCAAGUAAAAGGCGACAUUAGCCUUUUCUGUCGUACCAAUGGAACAAUGAUAUAGUUUUCUCUAACAAUGAUAUAGUUUUCUCUAACAAGAAACCUAGGCAAGUGGUUUGUAACCAUCUUUUCUUACUACCAGCUGGUUAAAUUUAAGCUCUUAUUUGUCUUAUUUUUAGGCGACAGAGCCAGUAGAAAUUUUUUAAUCCUCUCACAAUUUUCAGAGUUUACCUGCUAUCAUCUCAGUGAUUCUUAGUUUUCUCAUCGGCUCUAUUUGGAAUCGUGGUAUGUUUAUGAGAAAAAUAUUUCAAUUUGUAA
This is a messenger RNA of Nicotiana tabacum (common tobacco), 2201 nucleotides long. RefSeq names its product ribulose-1,5 bisphosphate carboxylase/oxygenase large subunit N-methyltransferase, chloroplastic-like. The record is from RefSeq and is a predicted model, not a curated record. Gene Ontology annotation, biological process: peptidyl-lysine monomethylation. Lineage: Eukaryota; Viridiplantae; Streptophyta; Magnoliopsida; Solanales; Solanaceae. Gene Ontology annotation, molecular function: protein binding; protein-lysine N-methyltransferase activity.